This is a messenger RNA of Neurospora tetrasperma FGSC 2508, 990 nucleotides long. RefSeq lists its product as uncharacterized. The coding region runs from base 1 to 990 and encodes 329 amino acids. The transcript has 5 exons. The record is from RefSeq and is a predicted model, not a curated record. Lineage: Eukaryota; Fungi; Ascomycota; Sordariomycetes; Sordariales; Sordariaceae.
AUGGUCGGAUUCCUGAUCCCGCCGUGGUACAAACCCUUUUGGUACUUCUUGACGUUGAUCAUUGCCUGGACCAUCAAGACUCAAUGCCUUAUGCAAAUUCUUACAAACAGGAUUUCCCUUAUCCUCUACAACCCUGAGAAGGCCAGAAAGCUAAAGGUCUACAUUUUCCUGGCCAUCGGCGUCAUCAAUGUCAGCGUGUUCAUUGUUUGGAUCCCUGCCCGCCUCCAGGUCCUGAUCAUUGGUCUCAUGUCUCUUCGCAACGACGCUCUUUACGUCCAAGUCCAUCCCCUAACCUACAUGGCCAAACUUUACAUUGAGAUGAAUAUUGCCGAAUUCCUCGGCAAGAUCCUCAAGCAAUCGAACCGUCGACACAAUUCCUUUUCUCUGUCGAACAACUACCACAGUUUCACUACCUUUGAUGGCUGGCGCCCCGAUCUCGAAGCGACCGGCAACCCGCACAACUACAUUUUCAACCGCGAAUGGCGGCGGUCGAAGCACCAAUUUCACAUCAAGCCUUCUGGCGGGCAGAUGCACCCGCUCAACAUGGAUAUAUUAACAGGCGGGGAGGAGAGCCAUGAUCGUACAAACAAGUGGGGUGGGAUUCAUGGGGCUGGGUUGUACGACAUCUCUGCGGAAAAGGAGGACGAAGUAGGAAAGCCAUCGACACCAAGCGAAGUUCGUGUCAAAGAUUCGCCAUGGUCAAUGAUGGAUGUCAAGCGGCGAUCAAGCAGUCAAGAGUCAAGGCAGUCGAGGAGGGUUCGGCCUAGGACGCAGCGCGCAGAGACUUGUGCUGGGUACGACGAUGGAAAAGACAACAACGGAGAUACUGGUGUAGACAGGCCGCGUGCCAACCGUUGCAUUUCGCAGGAUUAUCGGAGAUCAAGAAGCAAUCGGGAUAAUGGUGUUCAAACAGACCUGGAUACCGAUGGACUGUUGCGAGGAGCGAUCCCACCGACAAAAACCUACAGUGACCAUGGACGAGGGGGAUAA